Molecule: messenger RNA, 1239 nt
Organism: Symbiodinium necroappetens
Lineage: Eukaryota; Dinophyceae; Suessiales; Symbiodiniaceae
Source: the annotation of a GenBank genome assembly
AUGGCUCGCAUUCUUCUUGUUGCGAUCUUGGGGCUCCUGAGACUUUCGGGCGCCGUGGACGUCAAGCAUCAGGCUGUCGAGGCCUCCGAUGCGAGACAUGCCAGUGAGAACCACGAAGAGAUGGAGGUGCAGGCAGAUGGAUCUGCGAAGGCGAUGAUGCGGCGAGAGAAGGGCUCUGAGAAGGAGGCCGGCGACCCAACACAGACGACUACCGUCUUCGAGGAGGGCGUCGGAACAGAUACGACAUCAGGAUCAAGCAGCGGUGACGAAGAAGAAGAAGGCGAGAACGAGGAGUCGCUGCUGCGCACGGACAAAGAGCUUCAGCGGACGAAGUCUGACCCAGACGAAAGCGAAGGCUCCGACGAGGAGGAGUCGGACGAGGAGACUACCACAACCGAGCAGUCUGACGAUUCAGAUGAUGGAGACGGGCUUCCUGAGGGUGAGGACCUGGCGUCUACAGGGAGUUCGAAGAGCACUCGCUCUGAUGAGACCAAGGACAAGGCCGAGAAGACCAAAGGCGAGGAGGACACCGAGGAGAGCGAUUCCGAUGAGGAGAGCCAGGGCGCCGAAGAAGAUGCUUCGGACAGCAUGAGCUCAGUGGAGAUGGAAGGCUUCUCCACCAAUGCGGGCCCGCACCACAAGGCGAAAGCCGCUCGAAGCGCAGGCCAUCCCACGGACAGGCACAGUGCACCUCACAGCAAAGUGGAGAGCAGGCAUCGGGAAGCGCCAGUGAAGGCCACAGCAAAGCAUGCAAGUGGCAAGCACAGUGCCGAUAAGCAGCCGGAGAAGCACAAAGUCGAAGCCCAGACUAAGGCCGAAAUCAAGUCGCAUGCGACGCACAAGAUGCAACGGAAGAAAGAUUCGGCCAGCCUCCAGGAAGCCGACACCACGCAGACGACAACAUACUACUUCACUCUGGUUGCCAGCAACAAGUACUGUGCGAAUGCCAACUCUGGCUACAAGACGAACGUGGGCAACUACCAGACAAAGGCAUGCUUUGAGUAUGUUCUCAACGAAGCUUCUUGCGGCAAGUUCUUCGACUUCGGGGUCGUCGACGGAGCAUGCGAUUGCGUGCCAAAGGUAGAAACCAACUGCAACCAGGCAGAUGCCGACAACUACCAUGUGUAUUUGAUUCAGAAAGGAGGCCCUGAAGCCCUGACCGAGAUGGAUGAUCAGGGCAAAGCAACUGAGGAGGUCAUUGGCGAUCCUGCUGAUCAUGGUGAUCCUUCCGAUGACUGA